Molecule: messenger RNA, 4473 nt
Organism: Spodoptera exigua (beet armyworm)
Lineage: Eukaryota; Metazoa; Arthropoda; Insecta; Lepidoptera; Noctuidae
Source: the annotation of a GenBank genome assembly
AUGCGCGGACGUUCCGUUUUCGAAGAGUUAGAUAUGAGCGCCGCGCCGGCGCGCCGCCGUCGCCGUGUCUUAGCGUCAGCGCGCCGCCGUCGAACGAAACGCGCGGCGCGCCGUCGCGACAUGUACAAACCAGUCUACCGCCACUCGACCGACCGAACCGCGUCUGAGCUGCGCUCGCUCAGUCGAGUUUGUCACCGUGGCGAGCGAACGGCCCAAGUGAAAGCUUACUCUAAAGGAAUAGCCACAAGUAAUCUUCUCAGACAUUUGAAAGAUGCACAUGGUGUAGAAGAUACACAAAGGUCGCAGCCUUCGAGCAUAACACAGUUUUUUUCUCCGAGGACUCCGACAACCAGUAGCAGUAGUAAGAGGAGCAGCAAUAAGUGGUCUUUGUCUCGAGAUUUAGCUCUUUGGUUUGCUAGAUCUUUGAUUCCAUUUGACAGUGUGGAAAAUGAUGCAAUGAUUGACUUUUUGAAAAAGUACAACAUUAUUGUUUCCGCCGACGAUUUGCCCUCGAGGCACAACAUAGCACGAGAAGGACUGGAAGAUGUGUAUAACAAUGCAGGUGGCAAUAUGAAGAGAGCUGCGAAUUUAUUAGGCUUUGAUAACCAUCUUUGCCUUGGUCAUGCUCUCCAUAAUCUAGUCAAUGUAGAUGGUAUCGCAAACACAAGGGAAAUAUCCAAGUUAUUAAAAAAAUGCAAGAAGAUUGUUAAGCAUGUCCGUUACAGGGCACCACGUGUUGAAGCCGCUGCAUCUGCAGCACAAAAUGAUCUGCUUUCUUUUAUUGAAGAAUUCGCGGAACAUGUAGAGGAUGAAGAUAGCGACUCAACCGAUUCUGAAUCGGAAUCAACUGAGAUACCUGAAAGAGCUUUAAGUUCCAGAAAACAUUUGCAGCCCCCUCCUACUAUUAAAACGAGCACAAGCACAAGAUGGCACAGCGUCUUGAUGAUGCUGAAAAGCAUUUCUAACAGUGCAAAUCGUCAGCCUAUAAAUACAGUUCUGAAUGAAAUAGGUCGAGGUAGUCUCGUAAUACAAGAUAUAGACUAUGAAAAUAUUGAGGCCUUAAUAAAAUUCUUAGAAAAUUUUAAAAAAAUUGUAGAAAUUCUAAGUUCAGAAACUCAGCCAACUAUAAAUUUGGCUCUGGUAUUUCGCUCGGAAAUAAAAAGAUUGCUGGAAGAAAUGGGUGAUGAUGAGCCUCUUGUAAUAAGAAGGCUAAAAAAUAAUAUGUUAGCGGGUUUAGAAUCUCGAUUUCCUUUGACUGAUGUGGUUGUUGCGGCAACCUUACUCGACUGUCGAUUCCAUGGAAUUAAUGAGAUAGAGGAAUUUAUGAAAACAAAAGGAACCACUAAAGUUUCAUUUCUGGCAUCAAUGGUCAGAAGUCGAUUGAUGACAGAAGACAUUCCUCAAAAUAAAAUUACUGAUUCUGCCGGGGAAGUCGGGACGAGUUCUUCCGUUAACGCUGCAAACUUUUUACUGGAUUUGGCCCGAAAGCACAGCGCUACUCAACAAGAUGCCGAAAGUGCUGUUGAAAACGAAUGUUGGACUUAUUUCGCGACAGCAAGUCCUGAACAUUUACAGCCUUACGGUGGAGAUGUUCUGCAAUACUGGAGGGACAAAAAAACUUGUAUGCCAUCAUUAUAUGCUCUCGCACGAUCAAUCUUAAAUAUACCUGCUACAAGCACACCGAGCGAGAGAGUCUUCUCCACAGCUGGACUAAUGUUAUCGCCAAGAGAGGACGAUGACGAUGACAGUCACCUUUGCAUCAAAUGCAACACCACCAUCGUUGGCUUGGAUAACUACGUGAAGCACAGGAAGCAACGAUGUGGAAAACUAAAACCUGAAGACCCCAAACCAGAACUACCAGCUAUUGACACACUGGAACCUUCUUACAGCCUUGGAGCAGAUGUGUUCUUUCAGUCUCUAGAGUUACAAAGCUCUGUAAAGAAGACUUCUUUAUCUAGACUAACACCACCUAUACCUAUCUCUAAAGCUAGUAUCGACCGAAAAACUUCUCUGGCUGUGCCAUCUACAUCUAGGGAUAUUCCUCGCAUGAGUCCAUUAGAAAAUAACCUCAGAGGCGAAGAUUGGAUUGGAGGACACAGCUUAAGAAUUGGAAGUAAUGAAGACAACCAAACAAAAUUAAUUAACGCAGUCGCUAGUAUCAGCGGCGCAAGUCAAGUCAAGAAAGACAUACCAACUUCGUCUUAUAGUAUAAAUUAUGAUUAUAAAGCCGAUGAAGAAAGUGAUGAAUCUGAAGAGUCUGAAGAUGAUGAAGAAGAAGACCAUCCCACUGGAGCUAAAUGGAAACCGCCUCCGAAUUACACAGGAGGAAAAUGGCGACCAGCUUCACCCGACCAUGAAGACUGGGAUAUGAGAGAAGAGCAAGAACACACUGGAGGUAAAUGGAAACCAAUAAUGCCUGACAAUAAUGAGCGCGAUGAAGAUUAUGAUGCCCCUCCUCCUGGGCAUACAAAAGGCAAGUGGAUUCCUGGUGCUAACGAAAAGACUCAAAUAAUGCAAACCACAAUACAAAAUAAAGGAUCAGUACAAUAUUGGUGCGGUCCUUGUAACAGAAGACUUAAUUCCAGAGCAAUUUAUGACAAGCACCUUCGAUCCAGUUUGCAUUUGAAGAAAGUUCUUCCAGAACAUGAAUUGGAAUUCUCUGGCCACCUAGAGCCAAUGAAACCUGUGAUGGACAAGCGAUUGACACGUCCAUCUAGGUUUAUUAACGACGAUAUUUAUUCGCAAAUGGAGAAAAAACGACACGGUAAGGCAGAAACUAAGAUUAACAUUAAAAUUCAAAAGAAGAAAAGGAAGAGAAAGAUUACUUUUGUGCAUUGUUCUGGAUGCAAAUCACGUGUGAGACAACAUUUGAUGGGAAAGCAUUUGAUAUCACACUACCACUUUAGAAAAGCCACUGACACCAAUACGGUUACGUACCAACAACUCAUCUUGGAUAAUAUGGAUGCAAUAGUCCAUCAAUCCCCCUUCCAGUGUAGUCCGUGCAAGUUCUAUACAAACUGGCUUUCAACGUUCAUGCAGCAUUGGUUUUCUGAAGAACAUGAACAAAAACUAGCUUCAAUUGAAGGGAGACUCUGGUGCUCUUUUUGCAAAUUUGAUUGCGAAUCAUCCCAAGAAAUGCUGCAACAUUUGUCUAGCUCAGACCAUAGCGAAGUGGUCGCUGUUAUUAAUAGAUCUAUGCCCAUCAUAAUAAGAAAAAAGACGCUGUUCAAAUGUGACGCUUGUUCCAAAGAAUUCAGAUACAAUAUCGAAAUGAAACGUCACUGUCAGAAAACCGGCCAUCCACUGGCGAUUACGGCCACUGACAACUAUCAGGAACUGCACAAAUGUCAGCACUGUAAAGCUAAAUUCAAAUCUUCUCUUACUCUUGCCGCUCAUUUGAAAUCUAAACACGAACAGAGAGCUUACCUUUGCUUGGUCUGUGAUAUGAACUUUAAAUCUUCUGAUGAGGCGAAGCGUCAUCGCCAAACUUCAGAACAUCGCAUAAAAAGAAAGGAAAACCUGAGAGAACAAGGAUUACCAACGAAAGACAUGACCAAGAAAUGCCCUUAUUGUACUGAUAAUGUAAUCCUGAGAAAUAUUUUAGUUUUGAAAGAACACAUUCGUCGUGUGCACCCUAAUAUAAGAAAAAAGUGCCCUAAGUGUGGUAUGUCUUUUAUCCUCUCUCAGGAAGUCACUCGCCACGUCAGAGACAACGCGUGUCAGUUGUCGCAGACUGCACAAAUCACAUCAUCCAUCUUCUGGAACUGUAGCCAGUGCCUCUUCACCACUGACUCCCAAGCUGAGUAUCAGCAUUAUCCCGUCACACAAGUAGCUGUGCCAGUGGGCCUACGGCACGUCACUGUCCCCAUGACCAGUGUACAUAUGUGGCCACGAAUUCCAGUCAACUGGCUAGAUGGCGUUGCAAUCGGAAAUUAUGGUUUCAGACAUCGCAGAUCACAUGGAGAGCGUAUUAAACACCAUGAAUGCCACCUUUGUACAUUCAAAAGUGAUCAAGCAAGUCAUAUGAAAAGGCAUAUGCUGUGCCAUCAAGGAGUUAAACCGUAUGCCUGUCCUCAUUGCUCUUUUACAUGUGGAAGCUUGGAAAAUCUUCGCAAACAUGUCCUCCGAAGCGGUCGUCACCAAGGGUUAUUUCUUUACCAUUGCCGAUUGUGCCCCUACAAUACAAAUACAGCGACUGAACUACGUGCGCAUUUAACUACAGCUCACUCUAACAAAUACAAUGCCAAAAGUGCUAUUGAGGCUGUUAAAAUGCAUUUAAUCGUUGAGGAUACGAAUCAAUAAGUUGCUCAUUAUCUAUUUGAUUUAAACUUUUAUAAACUGAACCUAACUGUGGCUAUUUUAAAGUCAAUAAACGAUUUCAAGAAAUUAUAAGUUCCAUUUUUUAUGUAUUCCAGCCAAGGUUGCAGGGUAGGUGCAAGAAGGCACUGCCAGCUGGGCCUAGAGCAGGAAAAG